This is a messenger RNA of Dracunculus medinensis (Guinea worm), 1224 nucleotides long. NCBI's taxonomy places the organism in Eukaryota, Metazoa, Nematoda, Chromadorea, Rhabditida, Dracunculidae. The record is from the annotation of a GenBank genome assembly.
AUGUCAGAAUUUAUACCGAAAUUUGAAAGGUAUUUAUAUGAUCGAGUUCUCGGUCCGAAAGCAUUACCAACAUCAGGUGCGAUUGCUGUGCGCAAUGAAAAAGGUGAAUUAACGAUGAAAAAAGUAAAGGUCUCUCGUUAUGUUGCUGGCAAAAUGAGUAGUCGAGUUCCAGAAGAGCCAGAAGUAGUUCGAAGACGGGGAGAGAUUGUUGACGAUGCUGAAUCUGAAAAUGAAGAAGAACAAGAAAUGAGGAAAAUACGCGCACGCAUGCGAAGGAUGCAACAUGAAAUUGCAAAGUGCAAAACUAUCGUUUAUCAGAUUGAACAGGAGGGCGAAAAUGAACGGAGGAGAGCAUUAUUACGUGAGAAAGCUCUAAUUCGAGAACAAGAAGAAGCGAUCAAGCAAGAAGAAAUUUUAGAAGAAGAAGAAAGUGAGGAAGAGUCAAGCGAAGAAGAAAGCGAUGAAAGUGAGGAGGACAUAAUGCCUAGAAUGAAACCUGUUUUCAUCGAAAAAACUAAACGUUUGACAAAAAUUGAAGAGGACAAGGAAAAAGAAAGAGCUCGAAAACUAUUGGCCGAAGAAAACGAAAAAAAAGAGAGAAGAAAGAAGGAAACUCUGAAGCUUGUCGAAGAAGUGUUACGACAUGAAAUUGAAAUGGAAAAACGUAAAAAGGAUAAUAACAUCGAUUUAUCUGCAGUUCUUACUGACGAUGAAAAUGAAGAAAUUGCAUAUGAAAGUUGGAAAUUACGUGAAAUGAAACGAUUGAAAAGGAAUAGAGAUGAGCGUGAUGCAUUAACACGCGAAAAAUCAGAGUUAGAUCGUAUUCACGCGAUGACUGAAGAUGAACGUAAACAGUACUUGAGAGCGAAUCCUAAAUUUAUCACCAAUAUGCAAAAAAAGGGAAAAUACAAAUUCCUGCAAAAAUAUUUCCAUCGCGGUGCCUUUUUCUUGGAUAUCGAAGAGGACGUUUAUAAACGCGAUUUCGCUGAACCUACUCUUGACGACCAAUUUGACAAAUCAGUUUUACCGAAAGUUAUGCAGGUGAAAAAUUUUGGAAAAGCGAGUCGCUCGAAGUGGACGCACUUAACUGCAGAAGAUACCACGGAUCAUCAAGGAUCAUGGGCAGCGACCACAGCUCUUAGUAGUAAAUUUCUUACGAAACAUGCUGGCGGUAUGAAAAAUAACUUUGAGAGGCCUGCAGCAAAGAAAAGGAAAACUGAAUAA